Messenger RNA from Rhineura floridana, 10893 nucleotides. RefSeq names its product zinc finger protein 91-like. Gene Ontology annotation, molecular function: DNA-binding transcription repressor activity, RNA polymerase II-specific. The coding region runs from base 582 to 3287 and encodes 901 amino acids. NCBI's taxonomy places the organism in Eukaryota, Metazoa, Chordata, Lepidosauria, Squamata, Rhineuridae. Gene Ontology annotation, biological process: negative regulation of transcription by RNA polymerase II. The transcript has 4 exons. The record is from RefSeq and is a predicted model, not a curated record.
AUGUCCAAGACACACGCGGGCAGCCCUUUGCGGUCAGUCCUACUGGCGGCAAUAAAGGUUUCAGAGGCUCCGGCUGCUCCAGAAGGGUGAGGGGGCGGCAGGUGAAGAGGGGGCUUGCGAGGAAAGAAGGAAAGACAACGAGCAAAUCUGGGGAGGGGUUUCCAGCCCACUCAGGUCUCCUGAAGAAUUCUUCUUCCAAUGGAGUGUGUGGGUCGUGACAAUCCAUCCUAGACUCUCUUCCCCUGCAAAAUAGAAACUUAUUGUGGAUCCAGGCACAUGUGAAGAGGUGGGCACGCAAUUCACCGAAGAGGAAAGUGUCCUGCUUGAUCCAGGACAGACAGCUCUUCACAAGGAGGUCACAGUAGAGUUUGAUGCAAUGAUAAACUCUUUUGGUAAGGAUCCCAAUUAGAUCACUAGAAUGGUAUUGAUGGGCUUAUCCUGGAUAUAAGAACAUAAGAAGAGUCCUGCUGGAUGAAGCCAAAGGUACAUGAUUCUGUUCUCACAGUGGGCAACCAGAUACCAAAGGGAGGCUCACAAGAAGGACACUUAAGGGGGGUACUCAUCACCUAAAAACAACAAGAAUGUCUUCUGACUGCAGUAAAAUCUGGCAAAAAGCCCCAAAUACAUAUUGGAGAAGACAUACAGGAAAGAAACCAUAUAAAUGCUUAGAGUGUGGAAACAGUUUCACUCAGCUUUGUCUCCUUAGUUCUCAUCAAAGAAUUCAUACAGGGGAGAAACCUUUUAAAUGUUUGGAGUGUGGAAAGAGCUGCAGUUGGAGUACCUCUCUUACUUUACAUCAAAGGACUCAUACAGGGGAGAAACUUUAUGAAUGUAUGGAGUGUGGAAAGUGCUUUAGUCGGAAUGGCGAUUUUCAGGUACAUCAAAGAACUCAUACAGGGGAGAAACCUUAUCAAUGCUUGGAAUGCGGAAAGAGCUUCAGUCAAAGUGGCAACCUUACUCUGCAUCAAAGAACUCAUACAGGGGUCAAACCUUAUAAAUGCAUGGAAUGCGGAAAGAGCUUCAGUCAAAGUGGCAACCUUACUCUGCAUCAAAGAACUCAUACAGGGGUCAAACCUUGUAAAUGCUUGGAGUGUGGAAAGAGCUUCAGUGAAAGUGGCGCCCUUACUAAGCAUCAGAGAACUCAUACAGGGAACAAACCUUAUAAAUGCUUGGAGUGUGGAAAGAGCUUCAGUCAGAGUAGCCACCUUUCUACACAUCAAAGAACUCAUAUAGGGGCUAAACCUUAUCAAUGCUUGGAAUGCGGAAAGAGCUUCAGUCAAAAUGGCAACCUUACUCUGCAUCAAAGAACUCAUACAGGGGACAAACCUUAUAAAUGCCUGGAGUAUGGAAAGAGCUUCAGCCACAGUAGCCAACUUUCUACACAUCAAAGAACUCAUACAGGGAACAAACCUUAUAAAUGCUUGGAGUGUGGAAAGAGCUUCAGGCACAGUAGCCACCUUUCUGCACAUCAAAGAACUCAUACAGGGAACAAACCUUAUAAAUGCAUGGAAUGUGGAAAGAGCUUCAGUCAAAGUGGCCACCUUACUCUGCAUCAAAGAACUCAUACAGGGGUCAAACCUUAUAAAUGCAUGGAAUGCGAAAAGAGCUUCAGUCAAAGUGGCAACCUUACUCUGCAUCAAAGAACUCAUACAGGGAACAAACCUUAUAAAUGCUUGGAGUGUGGAAAGAGCUUCAGUCAGAGUAGCCACCUUUCUACACAUCAAAGAACUCAUACAGGGGACAAACCUUAUAAAUGCUUGGAGUGUGGAAAGAGCUUCAGUCGUAAUGACCGCCUUACUUCACAUCAAAGAACUCAUACAGGGGACAAACCUUAUCAAUGCUUGGAAUGCGGAAAGAGCUUCAGUCAAAGUGGCAACCUUACUCUGCAUCAAAGAACUCAUACAGGGGUCAAACCUUAUAAAUGCAUGGAAUGCGGAAAGAGCUUCAGUCAAAGUGGCAAUCUUACUUUGGAUCAAAGAACUCAUGCAGGGGACAAACCUUAUAAAUGCUUGGAGUGUGGAAAGAGCUUCUGUCAGAAUAGCUACCUUAUUAAACAUCAAAGAACUCAUACAGGGGACAAACCUUAUAAAUGCGUAAAGUGUGGAAAGAGCUUCAGUCGUAAUGACCGCCUUACUUCACAUCAAAGAACUCAUACAGGGGACAAACCUUAUCAAUGCUUGGAAUGCGGAAAGAGCUUCAGUCAAAGUGGUAACCUUACUCUGCAUCAAAGAACUCAUACAGGGGACAAACCUUAUAAAUGCCUGGAGUGUGGAAAGAGCUUCAGCCACAGUAGCCACCUUUCUACACAUCAAAGAACUCAUACAGGGAACAAACCUUAUAAAUGCUUGGAGUGUGGAAAGAGCUUCAGGCACAGUAGCCACCUUUCUGCACAUCAAAGAACUCAUACAGGGGUCAAACCUUAUAAAUGCAUGGAAUGCGGAAAGAGCUUCAGUCAAAGUGGCGCCCUUACUAAGCAUCAGAGAACUCAUACAGGGAACAAACCUUAUAAAUGCUUGGAGUGUGGAAAGAGCUUCAGUCAGAGUAGCCACCUUUCUACACAUCAAAGAACUCAUACAGGGGACAAACCUUAUAAAUGCUUGGAGUGUGGAAAGAGCUUCAGUCGUAAUGACCGCCUUACUUCACAUCAAAGAACUCAUACAGGGGACAAACCUUAUCAAUGCUUGGAAUGCGGAAAGAGCUUCAGUCAAAGUGGCAACCUUACUCUGCAUCAAAGAACUCAUACAGGGGUCAAACCUUAUAAAUGCAUGGAAUGCGGAAAGAGCUUCAGUCAAAGUGGCCACCUUACUCUGCAUCAAAGAACUCAUACAGGGGUCAAACCUUAUAAAUGCAUGGAAUGCGGAAAGAGCUUCAGUCAAAGUGGCAACCUUACUCUGCAUCAAAGAACUCAUACAGGGGUCAAACUUUGUAAAUGCUUGGAGUGUGGAAAGAGCUUCAGUGAAAGUGGCACCCUUACUAAGCAUCAGAGAACUCAUACAGGGAACAAACCUUACAAAUGCUUGGAGUGUGGAAAGAGCUUCAGUCAGAGUAGCCACCUUUCUACACAUCAAAGAACUCAUAUAGGGGCUAAACCUUAUAAAUGCUUGGAAUGCGGAAAGAGCUUCAGUCACAGUGGCAACCUUACUCUGCAUCAAAGAACUCAUACAGGGGACAAACCUUAUAAACGCUUGGAGUGUGGAAAGAGCUUCAGUCGUAAUGACCGCCUUCACAUCAAAGAACUCAUACAGGGGACAAACCUUAUCAAUGAUGGCUUGUGGAAAGAGCUUUAGUGUCAGCGGGCACAUUACUAAUCAUCAAAGAACCCAUACAGGGGCCAAACCUUAUAAAUGCAUUGAGUGUGGAAAGAGCUUCACUUGGAGUAUCUCCCUUACUUUGCAUCAAAGAACUAAUACAGGGGACAAACCUUGUAAAUGUGUGGAAAGAGCUUUAUUCACAGUGGCCAUCUUACUAUGCAUCUAAGAACUUGUCAGCUCUUCACUGAGACAGCAGUGUCGGUGGGGGUGCAGGCAGGGCUGGAGAUUCCUUGGUAAUUGCCAGGCCGUAAGUCCUCAGCCGGUAGCUUGACUAUAAAUCUGCCAGGCUAGCAAGGAGGAAGCAAGAUAAGGGCAGAGGCCAUUCAAAGCUUACGUGCCAAGCCAGAAAUCCAGAAGAGACGUCAGUGAAGGUCCAGGUCUAGGUUGCCGAGAGAUCAGUCCAAGUCAAGGUUCAGGGGAUAGGAAGACACACAAUGGUCACGCCUGACGUUGUAGUCACCAACAAGCUGAAGCCAAGGUUUGACUUUUAAGGAGCAGGUUUGUCAGCAGGUGUGAGCCAUCAGCGUUUUGGCCUUAAGUGGACAGGCCUGCCCCUCUUCUGCCUGACCUCCUGUUGUCUACGUUCUGCCGGUGAGGGGGGAGUAUCCUGUUCACUGUCUGCGUCUGGCUGAAGGGCUUCAGCUGUGUCUGGGGUGCUCUGCAGCUGAGGGGGAGAAGGAGCUGGGUUCUCAGGAGUUUCCUCCAUUUCUCCUUCUGGGUCUGCUGCUUCUGGGUCUGCUGCUGUUACUCCCGAGUCAUCCUCGUCUGAUGAGUCCUCUGACGGGGCCAUGACAGACCUCAUACAGGGAUCAAACCUUAUAGAUGUGUGGAGUGUUGAAAGAGCUUCAGUUGGAGUAAUUCCCUUACUGUACAUCAGAGAAUUCAUACAGGGGACAAACCUAAUUAAUGCAUGGAGUGUGGAAAGAGCUUCAGACACAGUAGUCACCUUUCCUCACACCAAACAACUCAUACAGUGGCCAAACUUUAUAACUGAUUACAGUAUGGAAAGACCUUCAAUCAAAAGUAGCCACCUUUCCUCACAGCAAAGAACUCAUACAGGAACCAGACCUUAUAAAUACUUGGAGUGUGGGAACAGCUUCAGUGAGAGUCACAUGCUUAUUAAACAUCAAAGAAUUCAUAUGAGGGACAAACGUUAUAAAUGCCUGGAGUUUGGAAGCAUCUUUAGUCAAUGUUGUGCCCCAGACGGAGGUAGAGCUAGCUCAGGGAGAGGAGUCAGAUGAGGACGAGGUUCCUUGAGGAGCUGGAGGUAGGGAGAUGAGCAGGGAGGGUUCUGGCAGACCUCAAACCCCCAUUCCCAGCACUGCCACAGAGGCAGUUCCUGCCCCUCCUGCAAGUAAGAGACUUAAGCGUCUUCUGGACAAAGCCUCCAGGUCCACACCAUGAUCGAUUCUCGGGCUUCCUUGAGUUUUAUGGACUGGGGUCUUGCUAGGGAGCAUGCAGUGCCAAUUCGGACACUAGAGAAGCCCUUGUCUGUCAAAACUAUUGAUGGGUGGUCCUUAAAGUCCGGAACUCUUACUCAGGCUACAGAGAUGCUGAGAAUGGACAUUCCGGGACACAUGAAAAGCCUGUCAUUCUACAUUGCCACCCUGCCCUGCUUUCCAGUGGUGUUGGGAAUGCCCUGGCUAGUUCAGCACAACCCCACCAUUUUCUGGGAUGAAGCGGUGCUAGUAUUUACCUUGGACUAUUGUCAUCAGUGUGAGCCAGUGUGGUGUAGUGGUUAGUGUGUUGGACUAUGACCUGGGAGGCCAGGGUUCGAAUCCGCACACAGCCAUGAAGCUCACUGGGUGAUCUUGGGCCAGUCACUGCCUUUCGGCCCCAGAGGAGGGCAAGGGUAAACCACUUCUGAAUACCGCUUACCAUGAAAACCCUAUUCGUAGGGUCACCAUAAGUCGGGAUUGACUUGAAGGCAAUCCAUUUCCAUUUCGUCAUCAGCACUGCCAAACGCAGAAGGAAAUUUCCCCUGCCUGUGGGUUGGAACUGUGCUGCAGGAGGGAGCCAUUUUGUCUGGAAAAUAUGAGGAGUACAAGGACGUAUUUGACAAAAAUGAAACUGACCAGUUGUCCCACCACCACCCCUGACUGUGCCAUAGAUCUGAUGCUGGGGGUGCACAUCCCUUUGGGACUGAUCUAUUCCUUGUCUGAACCGGUGUUGGCGGCACUAAGAGAAUUUCUGGAGACCAAUUUAAAAAAGGAUUUCAUUUGACCAUCUCAGUCACCUGCAGGGGCGCCUUUGGUGUUUGUUAAGAAAAAGAGCGUGGAGCUACAUCCGUGUAAUGAUUACCAAGAGUUGAACAAGAUCACAAUCCCCAACAGCUACUCCUUGCCACUCAUCACCAAGAUGCUGGAGUGGCUGCGCUCAGCCAAGAUCUAUACCAAGUUGGAUUUGAAGGGAGCUGACAAUCUUGUGUGAAUCACGGAGGGGGAUGAGUGGAAGACUGCGUUCAAGACUCGAUAUUGACAGUUUGAGUACUUAGUCAUGCCCUUUGGGCUAUGGAAUAGCUCUGGGGUCUUCCAGAGUUUUAUGAAUGAUAUCUUUAGACUAUCUAGAUUGCUUCAUGAUCAUGUAUUUUGAUGAUAUCCUCAUAUCCUCAGACUCCCCAGCCCAGCAUGAGGGGCAUAUGCGGGUGGUGCUGCAGCACCUCAGAGAACAUCACCUCUAUGAUAAGCUGGAGAAGUGCAGUUUUGAUCUAACCAUGUUGGACUUUUGGGGGUAUCCCAUUUCUCCCACAGGAGUCAAAAUGGACCCAGGUAAGGUCCACUGUAUUCUCACGUGGCAACCUCCCAAAACAAAGAAGGAUCUCCAGUGGUUCCUGGGGUUCACUAACUACCAGAGGCGCAGAAUAAGUGGGCAAAUAUGCUGUCCCGCAAGCCAGAGUAUCUGGAGAAUCAGACUCAGAGACCGCAGCAACUCAUUAUACCCCUUGAGAAGAUGGUGGCAGCUGCGUGCCAGGACUCCUGGUUCAAGGAAUUGUGUUUGACGCACAAACUAGAUCCUUUUGCUAAAGGAGUUGGAGAGGCAGCCUCCUGGAAGCGCAGCUGACUUUGCCCUGCGAGAGGGGUGCUGUAUCAUUAUGCAGCUGUGUAUGUGCCCCUGGAAGACUUGAGAGCCAAGGUCCUACGUCAGUGUCAUGACUCCCCUACCGCUGGACAUUUUGGACUUUUUAAAACCUUGCAAGCAAUUAUGAGGGAAAUUUGGUGACCAAGGAUAAAACAUGAUGUGAAGCGUUACAUCCAGUCUUGCCCCACCUGUGGCAGAGCCAAACAUGCUAUGGGGUGGCCAGCAAAACUUUUACAGCCACUCCCCACACCCAAGAGACCCUGGCAAAUGGUAACCAUGGAUUUCAUCACUGACCUCCCUUUCUCCCAGGGGAAAAUGACAGUUUUGGUUGUCGUGGAUGCUUUACUAAAAUGGCUCAUUUCAUUCCAUGCUCAGGGCUCCAAAACGCACAGGAGAUGGCUCAACUAUAUGUUCAGAAUGUUUACCAUCUACAUGGACUUCCUGACAGUUUGGUUUUGGAUCGGGGCCUGCAAUUUACAGCCCGAUUCUGGCGUGCUAUGUGGCAACUCCUGCAGAGUGAGCUGAGACUGUCAUCGUCUCACCAUCUGCAAACGGACAGACUGAGUUAAUACCACGUUGGAGCAGUAUCUUCAUUGUUAUGUCAGUUACCAGCAAGACAACUGGAUGUCCUUCCUGCCCUUAGUGGAAUUCGCUUACAACAGUGUGGUGCAGGCUACUACCCAGCAGAUACCUUUCGUUGCUAACCUGAGGUAUCACCCUCGAGCCUUUGCCACCCCUAAUGCCAGGCCAGUCAUCCCAGUGGCUCAGGACUUUCUACAGGAGCUUCAGGCUAUGCAGCAGUUGCUGAAGGAACAAUUGGAUAGAGCUAAGACAGACUACAAAAGAGUAGCUGAUCAACAACGACAGGAGGAACCCAAAAUUCAUGUAGGAGACAAGGUGUGGCUAUCCACUCACUAUUUGCCGAUUCUGGCACAAAGCCAUAAAUUGGAAGCCAGAAGAUUGGGACCCUUCGAAGUCAAAGCCCAGAUCAAUCAAGUGGCCUUUCAAUUGUGAUUGCCUCCCUCCCUCAAGAUUCACCUGGUGUUUCAUCGCUCUUUGGAGCACCCCCCUCGACCCCCAAAGGAUACAAGAGGUGCUGUCGCCACCUAUAAUUGUAAAUGGGCAAGAGGUGGAGCAGAUUUUGGACUUGUCAAAGUGCCAUGGGCGACUGCAAUACUUGAUCCAUUGGAAGGGGUAUGAUCAGGCUGAGUGUUCCUGGGAGCCAGCUACUGACAUCCAUGUGCCGGAUCUGGUGAGAGAGUUCCAUGAAGCCUACCCAGAAAAGCCCAAGCCCAUGGGGUGGGGGAAAAUGGAGCAUGGAAGGGGGAUGAUGUUGUGCCCCAGACAGAGGCAGAGCUAGAUCAGGGAGGGGAGUCAGAUGAGGAUGAGGUUCCUUGGGGAGCUGGAGGAAGGAAGACAGGUGGGGAGGGUUCUAGCAGUCCUCAAACCCCCAUUCUCAGCGCUGCCACAGAGGCAGUUCCUGCCCCUCCUGCGAGUCAAUUGGGAAGUGACUCUCUGAUCGUGCCAUGAGAUAAAACUUUGAUUUUAAUACUGAUUUUUACAUUAACCCAGUGUAUUUAAUUUCACUUUUAAUAAGUAGAAUACAACUUUGUAAAAGUGUUUUUAUGGUAAAAAGGGGUUCUGAGGUAGUUUGCCUUUUCUAUUCCUCUGAGGCUGGGAGAUAGGGGCUAAUUCAGAAUCACCCACUAUAUUCCCUAUCUGUGUGGUUCCCAGUCACAGUCCAGCAUUAUAAUCAUAACCCUUUCUCCAUAGCUAUGUACUUUUACAGUUAGGAAUUUCUAAGAAAUCUCAUAAGGUAUAAGAACCCCUAUAGCUGGAGCUCCCGUCGAAACCCUGGUUGAACUGUGGAAAACAGAAAUGACCUGGGCGGUUGACAUGAUUGCUCCUGAGCGCCAUCUCCUGUGUAGAGCUCGUACGGCUCCAUGGUAUACCCCAGAGCUGAGAGCGAUGAAACAAUAUCGGAGACGGCUUGAGUGCAGAUGGAGACGAACUCCUAGCGGAUGCAAUUAUACACUGGUAAGUGCCUAUGGUAAGCUGUAUUUAGGGGCAGUGAGGACAGCAAAAAAGCAAUAUUUUGCUGCCACUAUCAUAUCAUCACUCUGCCGCCCAGCGGAGCUCUUCAGAAUUGUCUGGGGGCUAUUACACUCUGGCCCCAGGGACAUGGUAGAACCAUCUGAGGCCCGCUGUAAUGAAUUUGCUAGGCACUUCCAGGAUAAAAUCUUUAGCAUCCGCCAGGACUUAGACUCCAGUGUUAUAGCAGGUGAAUCAAGCGAGGUAUCCAGAGCACAGCCUUGUCUCGAUUUCUUGGAUGAGUUUCAGUUGGUACAGCCUGAGGACGUCGACAAGGUGCUUGGACAGGUUCGUGCAACCACUUCUGUGCUGGAUCCUUGCCCUUCUUGGCUAAUAAAAGCUAGCAGGGACGGAACAGCUGGCUGGGCCAGGGAAGUGCUUAAUGCUUCUCUGUGAGAGGGGGUGGUCCCUGGCUAGAGGCAGUAGUGAGACCACUCCUGAAGGGACCCUCCUUGGACCCAGAAGAUCUUAGUAACUAUAGGCCAGUAGCAAAUGUUCCAUUCCUGGGCAAGGUCCUUGAACAAGUGGUUGCGGGCCAGCUCCAGACACUCUUGGAUGAGACCGAUUAUCUGGAUCCAUUUCAGUUGGGUUUCAGGCCUGGUUUUGGCACAGAAACAGCCUUGGUCGCCCUGUAUGAUGACCUUUGUUGGGAGAGAGACGGGGAGUGUGACUGUGUUGAUUCUCCUUGAUCUCUCAGCGGCUUUUGAUACCAUUGACCAUGGAAUCCUUCUGGGAAGACUGGCUGAGUUGGGAGUGGGUGGGACUGCGUGGCGGUGGUUCCGCUCCUACUUGGCAGGUCGGCUCCAGAAGGUGGUGCGUGGGGAACAUUGCUCGGCACCCUGGAUUCUCCAGUAUGGGGUUCCACAGGAGUCAGUUCUGUCCCCCAAGCUGUUCAACAUCUACAUGAAACCAUUGGGUUCGGUCAUCUGGAGCUUUGGAGUGCGUUGCCAUUAGUAAGCUGAUGACACACAGCUCUAUUUCUCCUUUUCAUCUUCAGGUGAGGCUGUCAAUGUGCUGAACCGGUGCCUGGAUGCAACAUUGGACUGGAUGAGGGCUAAUAAACUGAGGCUCAUUCCAGACAAGACUGAGAUGCUGCUAGUGGGUGGUUCUUUUGACCAGAUGGUGGAUGUCCAACCUGUCCUGGAUGGGGUUGCACUCCCCCUGAAUGAGCAGGUUUGUAGCUUGGAGGUUCUCCUAGAACCAUCUCUGUCACUUGAGGCUGAGGUAGCCUCGGUGGCACGGAGUGCCUUCUACUAACUUUGGUUGGUGGUCCAGCUAUGCCCCUAUCUGGACAGGGAUAACCUGGCUUCAGUUGUCCAUGCUCUGGUAACCUCCAAGUUAGAGUACUGCAAUGCACUCUACGUGGGACUGCCUUUGAAGACGAUUUGGAAACUGCGGCUUGUGCAAAAUGCAGCGGCCAGAUUGGUAACAGGGACCAGACGGUCCAAACAUAUAAAACCAAUUCCGGCCUGCUUGCAUUGGCUGCCUGUCUGCGUCCAAGCUUGAUUCAAGGUGCUGGUUUUAACCUAUAAAGCCUUACACUGCUUGGGACCACAAUACCUGAUGGAACGCCUCUCCCGAUAUGAACCCACCCGUACAUUACACUCAACAUCUAAGGUCCUCCGGGUGCCUACUCCAAGGGAAGCUCGGAGGGUGGCAACAAGGGAGAGGGCCUUUUCAGUGGUGGCCCCCAAACUAUGGAAUGAUCUACCUGACGAGGUGUGCCUGGCGACAUCACUGUUAUCUUUUCAGCGCCAGGUCAAGACUUUCCUCUUCUCCCAGGCAUUUUAGCAUGUGUUUUUAAAUUGUUUUAAAUUGUGUUUUAAAUCGUUUUAAAAGAUGUGUUUUAAAUUUGUAUAUUUGUUUUUAAUGUUUUUAGUUACUGUAAACCGCCCAGAGAGCUUUGGCUAUGGGGCAGUAUAUAAAUACAAUAAAUAAAUAAAUAAAAUAUAGCAGGUAAUAGAACUGUGAUGUUCAUGAACAUUCAGCCAUCCUAAAUUGAGGCAAACCCAACCUGGCAUUGUUAAGGAACAUGUUAGCCUGGCCGAUCAAGAACAAUGGAUGUACCGGGUUUGCUUGAAGGCACAUUCACAAUAGUAACUGAUCUCAACUGGCCCCAAAAACCACCAAUAAGGUGGGACAGCAGAACAAUGGUGAAAUUAAUGAGAUGGGCAGAAUAUUGGAAUAAGAAGUAGAAUUACUUUCUGAUUGGUUUGGAAUGAUUGCAGGGAGAAGGAGCUGUGAUGUUAUGUGGGCAGGAACUUGUGGGAUUGGUGAACUAAUGUCACAUGCUGUAACUGUAGUGUAUAAAAGAGCUUGCAGACAAUGUCUCAUUGCAGUCUCUCCUGGAUAUCUCAGGGGGACUGACCCUGCAUAUGCUUGUAAAGAAUAAAGGCCUACCUUUUCGUUUCAA